AUCUGAGACAAGGAACUAAACAACAGAAAGAGAGAAAGGAGAAAAACGGAAGAAGAAAGAGAUGAAAUAAGUUAAAGGAUAGAAUACUAGUUUGGGGACAUUUAUGGUAAAAGAGAAGUUCUAGAACUGUUCCUGGGUGGGUACCAAAAAGCCACAGUGAAAACAGCUUUGGUUGCAAAUCAAUGUCAUCAACCUCAAACUCAGAUCCAAACAGCAUCGGAACUUAACUACCCUUACCCAACAUAGUCUCAUUAAUUUUUUUUUCUGCCUUUUCUCUCUCUGACCUCGUUUUUGGACUUAGCUUAGUUCGGUGGUUGCGUCAUGCCAGUGUGUCUGUGACCCUCAAAACCCACCAACGAAACCGCAUGUCGGGGAGUUUUCUUCAUUCCACCGUUCGGCUGGUACCAGGUUUCCAUAGGUUGCACUUUGUUAAUUGCAGCAUUAUCUUGAAGAUAAAAAGGAAGGGAAAAUGAGGAUGAGGAACAAAUGCAGGAAACCAACCAGUUUACGAUGCAAUGCAGGGAGCAGAUGUUCAACUUCUGCUGUGGUGUUCAGCUUGUUAGGAUGCCUAUUUUUGCUUAAUUUAUAUAGCUAUAUACACUACAAAGAUAGAAAUGGUGGAGACUCUCAAUUGCGCUUGAGUCGUCAUCCCCAAUUCCGGGAGCUUCAAGAAGUGGAAGAGGAGAACAUUCAAAUCCCCCCACCAAGGGGAAAGAGGUCCCCCCGGGCAGCGAAACGCAGACCUAAAAAGAAAACCACAUUGAUUGAUGAAUUCUUGGAUGAAAAUUCCCAACUGAGGCACGUGUUUUUUCCUGGUCAUAAAAGAGCUAUAGAUCCAAUGCAGACUGCUGCAAAUGAAACAUUUUACUACUACCCUGGGAGAAUUUGGUUGGAUACUGAUGGAAAUCCUAUUCAAGCCCAUGGAGGGGGCAUUCUAUAUGAUAAAAAUUCAAGAACAUACUAUUGGUAUGGUGAAUUUAAAGAUGGGCCUACCUACCAAGUUCACAACAAAGGAGCUGCCCGGGUGGACAUUAUUGGAGUUGGUUGCUAUUCUUCUAAGGAUUUGUGGACCUGGAAACAUGAGGGGAUUGUAUUGGCAGCAGAGGAAACAAAUGAAACCCAUGAUUUGCACAAGUCUAAUGUGCUUGAGAGGCCAAAAGUGAUAUACAAUGAGAGGACCGGAAAGUAUGUGAUGUGGAUGCAUGUUGAUGAUGCCAACUAUACCAAAGCAGCUGUUGGAGUAGCAACCAGUGACACACCUGAUGGACCUUUUGAUUAUCUUGGUAGCCAAAGACCCCAUGGAUGUGAAAGCAGGGAUAUGACAGUUUUCAAAGACGAGGAUGGUGUAGCAUAUCUAAUCUACUCCUCCGAAGACAAUAGUGAACUACACAUUGGACCCCUUACCGAAGAUUAUCUCAACGUGACAUCUGUAAUGAGAAGGAUUCUUGUGGGACAGCACAGAGAAGCUCCAGCAUUGUUCAAGCAUCAGGGCACAUAUUACAUGAUCACAUCAGGCUGCACAGGAUGGGCACCAAAUGAGGCACUGGCUCAUGCAGCUGAGUCUAUUUUGGGGCCUUGGGAAACAAUUGGAAAUCCAUGCAUUGGAGGGAACAAAGUGUUUAGGCUUACAACCUUCUUUGCUCAGAGCACUUUUGUUCUUCCUUUACCUGGCUUCCCAGGCUCAUUUAUUUUCAUGGCGGAUCGGUGGAAUCCGGCUGACUUACGAGACUCGAGGUAUGUAUGGUUGCCUUUGAUUGUGGCAGGACCUGUUGAUCAGCCUCUUGAGUACAGUUUUCAGUUCCCAUUGUGGUCAAGAGUGUCUAUCUAUUGGCACAGAAAAUGGAGACUUCCUCACGGCUGGAUCGGGUUCAUAUAAUGUAGCUUCUCUUUGUACAUUGUCAUAUACAAAGAUUUCGUAUACGGUUAUAAUAUAUAUCUUGACCUGUUUCAUGUCAAGCUCCCUGCUUGAGGAAUCGGACAUAGAAACAUGUGGCUCAAUAAUAUGCUCACGUUAAUUUAGGAUUAAGUUGAGAUUAGUACGAGGGAGCGAAUGUAUACCGAGAAAGAUUAUCCACUUGAUUGGAAUUUUGCUAAUAAUGCAUUGUUGAUCAGUUGUGUCAUGACUUAUGUAAUUAAUUGUUAGCUAUGUAAAUGAUUCUUUCACGUGUGUUCUUUUAUUA
Messenger RNA from Cajanus cajan (pigeon pea), 2180 nucleotides. RefSeq lists its product as uncharacterized. Gene Ontology annotation, molecular function: hydrolase activity, hydrolyzing O-glycosyl compounds. Lineage: Eukaryota; Viridiplantae; Streptophyta; Magnoliopsida; Fabales; Fabaceae. Gene Ontology annotation, biological process: carbohydrate metabolic process. The record is from RefSeq and is a predicted model, not a curated record.